Messenger RNA from Exophiala spinifera, 2520 nucleotides. Its product is annotated as UV excision repair protein Rad23. Gene Ontology annotation, cellular component: mediator complex; nucleoplasm; cytosol. The coding region runs from base 1 to 2520 and encodes 839 amino acids. Gene Ontology annotation, molecular function: damaged DNA binding; transcription coregulator activity; ubiquitin binding. Gene Ontology annotation, biological process: nucleotide-excision repair; proteasome-mediated ubiquitin-dependent protein catabolic process; regulation of transcription by RNA polymerase II. The record is from RefSeq and is a predicted model, not a curated record. NCBI's taxonomy places the organism in Eukaryota, Fungi, Ascomycota, Eurotiomycetes, Chaetothyriales, Herpotrichiellaceae. The transcript has 9 exons.
AUGGCCGACUCCAAAGAGGAUCUGACUGACAAGGCACACUUUGAUCCCAACUGGAUUGCCUGGAACGGAGGUUACCUACAUUCUAACAAUGUGCUGUUUUAUUUUGCAACAUCGCCCUUCUUUGACCAGGUCUCGGGCAACCAGUCUCUGUUUACCCAGUGGGCCGGAACUCCCAAUCAGAAUGACAUUCUAGGGACACGAGCCAAGUUCGAAGCGAACCUACGGCAUCAGCGUGGCAUCCAGUACGUUGUUGAGCAUGAUCCUCUCGAAGAGAAUGUGACGCACGAUGGGCCAAACGGUCCUGAAAAGUCCAACGUGUGGGUCAUUCGCAAGCAGAAUCGAGAAACCGAGGCAGACAGCAGCGUCACGACUCUAGGCUAUUACUACAUAGUCAACGAUGUGAUCUACCAAGCACCCCCUGUGGCCAGCAUUUUCAAUUACCGAAUGUUGAACACGGUUUCGGCACUGGAGACUGUAUUUUCUGCGCCUGCCGACAUGUCCUUCUUCGACGUAUCUCACGGGCAUACGUAUCACAAGCCUGGUCACAAAUCAACAAGCCAGGCGUUGAACAGCGCCUCUCAGCAAAGUAAAGAAGACACGCCACUGCCGGGAACACAACCACCUGCAGGAGAAAAGGCCAAUGGGACACGGCCUCAGGCAGAUGGUGAGAUCGAUGGCCGGACUUUAUGGGAUGCCCUGCGCAUGACUCUUCAGCACGGCAAAGAGUAUACGGAUGAUGUUUCCCUGGUCGGUGAGCCUGGAAACUUCAGAUUCUCGAAGAAUAGAGAAGCGGCAACUGGUCAACCCAAAAGCCAAAUCCAAGGCGCUGCUACAGCCACACCCACUCAAUCUAGGGCGGCCUCGGCGGUACCUGCUGCAAAAAGCCCGGGUGCCGGACUGGUGAAGGGAUCAAAGGCGGGAGAGAAAACCAUCUCUGCGGUCAAGAUACGCGGAGUUAAGCAGGAGAAUCAAGUCCCUAGGAUUGAUACUCUGUUCCUACUCGUAUGCGUGAAUCCAGCCUUUGCUUCAGUGCACGUGAAAGGCUCGCCUGGCCUGCCCCAAUGGGGAUUAGUGCAUGAGCAGGCAGUAGUUAGUUACGGCAGGCGGCGUCAUUCUCAAAAGAGCAUCAUUACAUUCACUGUGACUUAUUUCGCCGCACCGCUUCCUCAGUCUCUCACUCUCCCUCGCCGACUUUACCUUUUGUUCUUUGUCGCAAUUCAGAACUACAAUCACACUGCCUUUGCCCGACAUCUCUACCGCUCAAUCCAUCCACAACCUUUGCUCGACGUAUCUUGUUUAAUCAAACGUCCCGAUCAAACUCGUCUUGCGUCGCGGGGCACGAUGAAGCUCUCAUUCAGGGAUUUGAAACAACAAAAAUUCACGAUCGAUGCCGAACCCACAGACACGAUCGCCCAGGUGAAGGAAAAGGUCGCAGCAGAGAAAGGAUGGGACGCAUCAAGUCAAAAGCUCAUCUAUUCUGGCAAAGUUUUGGCAGACGCCAACACGGUCGAGUCCUACAAGAUUGAAGAAAAGGGUUUCAUUGUGUGCAUGGUCAGCAAGCCCAAGGCUGCACCAGCUGCUAAACCUGCCCCUCCUUCAACGCCCGCCGCAUCGACGUCUGCCUCUACGCCUGCGGCCCCCCCUGCUCCCGCUGCACCUGCGACUCAACCUGCUGCUGCUGCCAACCUACCUUCUACACCCACUCCAGGACAGGCCGCAGCCUCUGCUCCUGAAGUUGAAAGAGGUUUCAAUGAUCCUUCCGCGUUCUUGAUGGGCAGCCGGAAUGAGGGGCCCAUUCGAGAGAUGGAGGCCAUGGGUUUCGAACGAUCACAGAUUGACGCCGCCCUCCGAGCUGCGUUCUUCAACCCGGACCGAGCGAUUGAAUAUCUCCUGAACGGCAUUCCGGAAAACGCUGGCCCUACGGAGCCGUCAACCUCUGAUACUCCGAAUAGAUCCUCGGCCACGUCCCCUCCAGCAGCAGCCGCCCAGACAGCACAGCCAGCCCAAACUGGCGGAGACGAACCCAUUAAUCUGUUUGAAGCCGCUGCUCAAGCCAAUCAAGGAGGUCGUGGUAGUGGCGGUGCCGGUGCUGGUGCAACAAGAGGCGCUGGAGCGGCAGCAACUGGAGCCCAAGGCGCAAACAUGGACUUGACCUAUCUGCGAAACAGCCCCCAUUUUCAACAACUGCGUCAAAUUGUCCAGCAACAACCAUCAAUGCUCGAGCCCAUCCUACAGCAAGUGGCCGAAGGAAACCCCCAGCUUGCACAAAUGAUCAGCCUCAACCCUGACCAGUUUCUCCAGUUGCUUGCAGAGGGCCACGAAGAAGGCGAUGGAGCACCUCCCAUGGGUGCCGGCGUCGUCACUGUUACUCCCGAAGAGCGCGACGCCAUCGAGCGAUUAUGUAGACUUGGAUUCUCCAGAGACCAAGUCAUCCAGGCGUAUUUUGCUUGCGACAAGAACGAAGAAUUGGCAGCGAACUUUCUUUUCGAGCAGCCGGAAGACGACGAACCGGGCGCAUAG